CUAUUUGAGUUGAGGCGCUCGGGGUCCUGGAGUCCCGGUCGGCGCUGAGGUCGUUGCUGGGGCGGCCGCUGGGUUCCGCGGUGCGCCAUGGAGGACGAGGGCAUGGAAGACGACGCGCUGCUGCAGAAGCUCACGGCCAGUCGCCGCCGCUUCCAGAGGCGCAUGCAGCGGCUGUUAGAGAAGUACAACCAGCCCUUCGAGGACGCCCCGGUGGUGCAAAUGGCCACGCUGACCUACGAGACGCCCCAAGGAUUGAGAAUUUGGGGUGGAAGACUAAUACAGGAAAGAAAUAAAGGAGAGAUCCAGGACUCCCUCGUGAGGCCCACAGACAGGACAGAUGGCUCCGUGCAAGCUGCAGCGCAGGCUCCUGAGCUUCCCUCGCACCACACAGUCCUGGGAGCCGAUUCAAAAAGCAGUGACGUCUAUGUCACUUCAGACCAGGAAGAGUCAGUGGCUUGGGCCUUAGCGCCUGCAGUGCCUCAAAGCCCUUUGAAAAAUGAAUUAAGAAGGAAAUACUUGAGCCAAGUGGAUAUACUGCUACAAGGUGCAGAGUAUUUUGAGUAUGCAGCUAACAGAGCUGGAAAGGAUGUACGUGUGACUCCGCUCCCGUCACUGGCCUCACCCACCAUGCCUGCCACUGGAUACUGCGGUUUUGUCUCCGGAAAGAAUUCUGGUGACCCAGAGAAACCAGCACCAUCUCCCAGAGAAUGGGGUCCUUCACAUACUUCCUCCACAGACGUGGCCUUAGUACCUAGAAAUGACGGCCUCUCCCUACAAGAGACCAGUAGCAGCAGCUUCUCAAGCAGCCAGCCCUUUGAAGACGAUGGCAUUUGCAACGUGACCAUCAGUGACCUGUACGCGGGGAUGCUGCAUUCCAUGAGCCGGCUGUUGAGCACAAAGCCAUCAAGCAUCAUCUCCACUAAAACGUUCAUCAUGCAAAACUGGAACUCCAGGAAGAGGCACAGAUGUAAGAGCAGGAUGAACAAAACAUACUGCAAAGGAGGCAGGCGUUCUCAGAGGAGCCCCAAGGAGAGCUUUGCUGUCUGCUCUGAGCCUGUGAAAGAGACAGGAGCAUUAAGAGACUGCAAGAACUCACUGGAUGUUUCUCGUCGUAAGACAGGUUUAAAAUUGGAAAAACCUUUUCUUGAAGUCAACAAACCCCAAGCCCGUAAGUUACAUCCGAGUUGGAAGGAGCUGAAAGUGACACCCUCGAAGUAUUCUUCCUUGACUUAUUUCAGCUCCAGUGCAACACAUAAUCUUGAUAAGGAAAAUAGAUUUAGGACAUUAAAAUGGUUAAUUUCUCCUGUAAAAAUAGUUUCCAGACCAAGAAUACGACAGGGCCAUGGAGCGAACCAUCAGAGGGAGAUUGAAAUCCGAUUUGAUCAGCUUCAUCAGGAAUACUGCCUGAGUCCCAGGAGCCAGCCUCACCGGAUUGGCCUCCCAGACUCCUGGGCCGUGAACUUGUACAGAGGGAGCCCUGUGAGCCCCGGUGGCUUUCAGGGCUUAGAAACCCGCAGGCUGAGUUUACCUUCCAGCAAAACAAAAGCAAGAAGUUUAAGUGAGACUUUUGAAAACCUGGGCAAAAGUUGUCUGGAAGCAAGUAGGUACCUAUCCAAGAGUGAUUCCUCUUCAUCACUUCCAGGGACCAACCCCACACACAACCCAGCUCACACACAGCAGACAUCUGAUCUUCAUGUUCAAGGAAACCAUUCUGGAGUAGUUAGAAAGUCAGUAUCGCCCAGCAAAACUCUUUCAGUCCCAGAUAAAGAAGUGCUAGGCCAUGGAAGGAAUCGUUACGAUGAAAUAAAAGAAGAAUUUGACAAGCUUCAUCAAAAAUAUUGCCCCAGAUCCCCUGGGCAGAUGAAGGUGCCUUUAUGUAUUGGAGUCUCUCCAGAUAAAGCAAGUAUGGAAGCUGAGUAUCAAGCAGACGUCUUUUUAGAAAAAUUAAAUCCAGACCCUCGUUUCCAGGGUUUCUGGAAGUUACCGUCAUCACCCCUGGGGUGCAGAGAAAAUCUACCGGAUUCAACUGCAAUUGAGGCUCAUUCGUCUACACGUGUUGCUUGUGCCAGAGACCAUCAGUUCCCUGCGAAAAGACCCAGGUUAUCAGACCCCCAGGGCUCCGGACGCCAGGCUGAUGCCCGGGGUGCCUCAGGUGGGGUAGGCAACGCUGUCAGACCGGGAGAGCAAGGCAGCUCUUCACAGCCCAGCUCAGAAGAGAGGAAGAGGAAAGAAGAACACAUCUUACGGGACGGAAGAGAAAAGUGGUAUUGUGCUAGAAAAAUUCAGAGCUAAAAGUCUGUAGCUAGGUGAUUGUGGAAUGUUAUUUCUCUUCUCCCUUGCUCUCUGUUUGUAUUUUUGUUUUUAAUUCUCGAGACGAUGUGAGGAGUUGGUUGACUUCUCUGCCCUUAAAGCAAUUAUUAGUGAAAUUGGCUCCAUCAGAGAUGACCCUCGAGUUCUUGCUGUAGAAAUUAUGUGAAUAAAGUUGCUUGAUUAG
This is a messenger RNA of Saimiri boliviensis boliviensis (Bolivian squirrel monkey), 2494 nucleotides long. RefSeq names its product Holliday junction recognition protein (gene HJURP). Gene Ontology annotation, molecular function: histone binding. Gene Ontology annotation, biological process: CENP-A containing chromatin assembly. Gene Ontology annotation, cellular component: nucleus; chromosome, centromeric region. The record is from RefSeq and is a predicted model, not a curated record. Lineage: Eukaryota; Metazoa; Chordata; Mammalia; Primates; Cebidae.